GAGGCUCCAGCUCGGCAGCUCAUCGCAGCGCGAAACACGAAAGGCAGGGCAACGACGCUUUGACAGUCCCGGGCUCGCUGACUCGGACUCGUUCAAUUGUCCUUGUCUGGGGCCCAGCGGGAGUUUUACCCUCGAGAUUGACCUGUGUUUCCGCAGCGAGCAAUGCCCGUCGAGUAGUUCAGUCUUGUUACCUGCUGCGUGCUGCCUGCUGCGGCCCGGGACCUGUCGCAUUGCGCUGCACAACUUUCGACCUCUUCGUCCAGGUCGUUCGACCUCAUCGUCGCCGCCAAUCCCGUUUCCCGGUCACCUCCGGGAUCCUGACCACGCUGCGAAAGCACGCUGCGAAAGAUGCCGCUGCUGGACGCCCGCGAGAUCCUCGCCUUCCCGGGCGGCGACAACUCGAGCGACACCGUCAUCGGCAACGUGCACUUCAACCUGACGACCCUCCAGCACUGGAACUACACGCUCUACUCCAAUGGCACGCUGUCCAACGGCUCGUGGUGUCUGCUGACCUUCGAGCCCUACACGCCCGCGCUCGUCCUACCCAACGGCACCUUCAUCAACGUGACCUGGUGCUGGUCGCCCACCGAGCCCAUUGGCGUCCGCGGCGGCGUCGCCAUCGCCUACGCCGUGCUCUUCGGCAUCGCCCUCGUCCUGAUCCUCGUCAACCUCAAGAAGCAUGGCAGGCUGCACCUGCCCACCGAGAAGCGCUUCUUCCCCAUCGGCCGGCGGUGGCAGUGGUACUGGUCCUCCUGGGUCUGCGCCACCGCCGUCAUCAGUCUGCUCACCUCCAUCGAUGUCGACCGCUAUUUCCUCCCGGAGCUGCCCAUCGUUCUCACCAGCUUCUUCUGGUUCCUGAUGCAGUGGGGCGUCAUGGCCGUCGUCUGGGAGGCCGUGCGCCACUGGGGCAGUUGGAUGGAACGCCAGUUCAUCGACCCAGAUCCCUUCGUCCUGCGGAACGACGACCGGAGAUCCAAGGUCGAGUUCUACCUGCCGCUGGUCUUCUACCUCUUUCUCUGGCUGAACUUCUUCAUGAUCGUACCUCGCAAUUGGACCGGCAUCGAGCUCCAACGCUACCCUCAGCAGGUCAUUGACGACGCUGCACCCACCGCCACAGACGCCCGCUUCAAGACCGCCGCCUUCAUGCUCGCCGUGUGCUGGCUGAUAACCGUCUUCUCAUUGUGGCACUCGAUCAAGCACUACUGCCCGCGCAACCGCGGCGCCUUCAACCGGCUCAGGGGCCUCGUCCGCUACACGCCGCUCCGCUUCAUGCUCCUCCUUCCCCUCGCCGCCGUCAUCCCGGCCUACCAGGCCCUGGUGGCGUGGUACUUUGACUACAGCCCGCUCAAGGUCGGCGGCCCCUUGGCGUCCAUCUACGCGGGCGCAUACACACCAACGCUCCUCAUCCUGUAUGUUCAGAUCCUGUUUGGCUUCUUCAAUCCCAACGAAGACCUCGAACUGCAGCGCCAGCGCCGGGUCCGGGCCCAGGAACUCGACCGCGAGAUGGGCAUCGUGCAUAAGCCUUCGUGGUGGCGCCGCGUCAACGGCGAACAUCUCGAUCCCAACGAGAGCAUGCGUGACCGCCUGGCCCGCAACGUCCGCGAGAUCCACGGGACCAAGCGGUCCGCGCCGGACGCUGAGGUAACUCUCAGCCCUCCUGCCGGUGCGCCUGCCACUUCGGUGGAGAUGACGCCGGUCUCUCCACCACCGCCCUCGGCUCCCUACUCAAGUCGGUCUGAGCGACGGCGGCAGGAGCGCGCCAUGGAGCUCGCCGCCGGCGUGCUGUUCUCCGGCGCACCCGAGCAGUCCGCUGCUACGGCCGCUCGAAGACGCGAAGAAUUGAUGAUGGAUGGACCCCCGCCGCCCUCCUACCGCGAUACGGUGGAGAACAUCCGGGCAGCCCCAGCCUCGAACGUGGCCAGGAGCAUCAGCGCCGAGUCGUCAAGCUCGACGAACCAUCCGCCCCAGCAGAUUAGGAGUAUGCUGGAUGUUUGAAGGGGGGGCAAUCUGCAGAUGAAGUUGGGAUUAUUCAACAGUAGGACUCGCUGGUGAUCCCGCCAGUCGCUGAGCUUAGGCCUUCCUUCUCCGGAGAACGACAGCCGAUCGUGCCUCGGCCUUGACAGCGGCUCCUGAGCGGGCGGAGCGGAAC
Messenger RNA from Thermothielavioides terrestris NRRL 8126, 2149 nucleotides. RefSeq lists its product as uncharacterized. Lineage: Eukaryota; Fungi; Ascomycota; Sordariomycetes; Sordariales; Chaetomiaceae. The transcript has 2 exons. Bases 349 to 1995 code for a protein of 548 amino acids. The record is from RefSeq and is a predicted model, not a curated record.